UCUAUCGUACUUAUCUGUCUUCCCGGAGACACUUAACGAUGACUGAUGCGGUAAACGAAAUACGACAAAAGUUAGUCUUAAUCCGACAAAGGUGCACAUCGGAUCGCAAAAUCCUUCACGGGGACCAUGGAAAUUGAUACGAAUACAUCAGAUGAGCUGGACGUGGUCAAAUUUGGCAGCAAGUCAAAUGAAUCAUCCAAUGCAGCCAAGAAAAGUGCGGUUUCCCGUCCUACCCUGGACGAGUACUACGACACAACGAACAAUCGCCGGGGCGUAGCGCUGGUGUUUUGCCACAUGAACUUCUCGAGUAUGGUUAAGCGAAACGGAACUGAUAAGGAUCGCGAUGACAUUUGCAAUGUUCUCUAUGGGUUGGAUUUCGAGGUACGCGUUUUUGAUGACCUAAGUGAGAACGAGGUGCUGGAAACGCUGAAGAAAGUUUCUCGAGAGGACCACACGGACAAUGACUGCCUGGUGGUGGUUGUGAUGUCCCAUGGGGAACAGGGUAUGCUGUACGCUCGAGAUAAUAAAUACACCGUGGAUUCGUUGUGGAAGAAUUUCAUAGGAAAAUCAUGUGAAUCGUUGAUUGGAAAACCAAAGUUGUUCUUUAUACAGAGCUGUCGUGGUGAACAACUCGAUGAAGAAGUCACCAUGGCAGCUCGUGGACCCAAGGACAUGGUGGAUUCACGGCGAGAACCAAUCGUGUACUCAAUUCCGGCCAUGGCAGAUUUGCUGGUGAUGUAUUCCAACUACGAUGGGGACUAUUUGUGGAGAAACCCCAAGCAGGGAUCGUGGUUCAUACAGUCUCUAUGCAAGGAGUUGACGGACAAUGGACGUACUAAAGAUUUACUGUUGCUAUUGACUGGGGUUACGAGAAGGACUGUCUUCGAGUAUCAGACGUUUGUGCCGCAUGAUGAGCGGAUGGACGCCAUGAAUCAGAUCCCCUGUAUCGUUUCCAUGCUGACGAAGGUUUUCUAUUUCGCCAAGAAGACCAAGAGUAAGGUGGUGACUGAUAUCGAUUAAACUUUGCUA
Molecule: messenger RNA, 1029 nt
Organism: Ochlerotatus camptorhynchus
Lineage: Eukaryota; Metazoa; Arthropoda; Insecta; Diptera; Culicidae
Product: caspase-like
Exons: 2
Coding region: 127-1020 (297 amino acids)
Biological process (GO): proteolysis
Molecular function (GO): cysteine-type endopeptidase activity
Source: RefSeq, a predicted model, not a curated record